GAGAUUGGUGAACCAUGUCAACAAAGCGAUAGUCCCGUUAUCGAAUAUUCAGAAUGUCGAAAUGGAAAGUGGCAUUGCGAAAUACAAAGAGUUGUUUCCGAAGAUAAUAGAAUAUGUUUAAAAGCGAUUGCAGACUAUAAAUUUUCGUGUCUCUCGACUAUGCAGUGUUAUGUUUUCGGUCCGGAUGCAAUUUGUAAGGACGGGUUCUGCGUUUGUAACGAAAACUCUCGUUACAACGAAAGUGAAUCAUUUUGCUGGGGCAAUAGAGGUAUCGGUGAAAAAUGCCAACAAGAUAUAGACUGUUAUGUUAAUGAUAACUCUACUGAAUUGUCCUGCACGGAAAAUGUAUGUUCAUGUCCAAAUGGAACUGAUCCGAAUUCAGAUAAAACAGCUUGUGUAGAAUCUUCGCCAGGUCUUGGAAAAAGGUGCGAAAUAAACAACUGCGGUACGAAAAAUGCUGAAUGCGCAAACGGAAUUUGUACUUGCAAAGCUAACUAUUUCGAAUUGGAUAACGAAUGUGCACCAG
Molecule: messenger RNA, 526 nt
Organism: Megachile rotundata (alfalfa leafcutting bee)
Lineage: Eukaryota; Metazoa; Arthropoda; Insecta; Hymenoptera; Megachilidae
Source: RefSeq, a predicted model, not a curated record